Messenger RNA from Trichoderma reesei QM6a, 477 nucleotides. RefSeq lists its product as uncharacterized. The coding region runs from base 1 to 477 and encodes 158 amino acids. The transcript is spliced from 2 exons. NCBI's taxonomy places the organism in Eukaryota, Fungi, Ascomycota, Sordariomycetes, Hypocreales, Hypocreaceae. The record is from RefSeq and is a predicted model, not a curated record.
AUGGCUGAAAGAACCAAGCUCAACGUCCAGUCGUUCCCUCGACCGCCGCGGCUCGAGAGAAUCUCACGGCAUCUCCGCAUCACCUACAAGGACGUCGAGAUUGCAGACACUCAUGAUGCGUAUUGGGUGCUGGAAACGCAUCACCCGCCAACUUACUACCUCCCUCCCUCCAGCAUCAAGGCCUCCCUCAAGCCCACGUCCCGCUCCAGCUGGUGCGAGUGGAAAGGCGCUGCAACCUACUACAGCAUCAGCCUCCCGGACGGCGCCGUCUCCAACCGCAUCUGGUCGUACAACAGCCCGACGCCCGGGUUCGAGCCCCUGCGCGGGUACCUGAGCUUCUACGCCGGCCCGUGGGACUGCUUCGUCGACGGCGAGCGGGUGGAGCCCCAGCCGGGCGACUUUUACGGCGGAUGGGUGACGAGUGAGAUUGAGGGCAUCGUCAAGGGGAGGACGGGCAAUCUGGAUCCCGUAGUCUGA